UAUUUUAUCUGUGGCAACAACUACGCAAAAAUGAUAUUUUGUUGGGUCUUUGAUUUUCCUUCCCGCUUCCCGCCGGCUGUUGACGGUUUGGUUUUGGCACGUGCAAUUUUUUCAUUACAAUAAAUAAACCAGCGCUACUCACCUUUUAGCUGGUUUGUCACUGAUGCUGACUGUUGGAGAAUAUUAUUUUGAUCGCUAGCAGAUUGUUAAAAUGCCGCCGUCCCCUGUACGAUACAGAGUGCCUUGGAAAGUUAAUAAGCGCUCCUCUGAACCUGAUAGAUGGCUAGACGAAAUGGGUUUUUUUCGAAAACAUACUGCUAGGGAUUCCAGCUGUCUAUUCAGAACUGUCUCUGAAAACAUUUAUAACACUCAGCGUUAUUUCCACAAAGUGCGCAUCGAUUGUGUUCAGUUCAUGUCUGCUAAAAGACAUCUCUUUGAAGGGUCCUUGAAUUGUUCAUUUGAAAAUUAUCUCAAAGAGAUGUCGAAUCCAUCUGAAUGGGGUGGUCUUAUUGAAAUAUCUGCUAUGAGCCACCUGUAUCGACGUGAUUUUGUUAUUUUUGAAGCCAACAAAGGCCCUCAAACAAAAAUUUGCAAUGGUUAUGGAAAUACAAUUUACUUAUUUUAUUCUCCUGAUACAAAGCAUUUUGAUUCUGUGUAUACCAAAGAAUUUAUUAACACAUCAUCAUUUUGUCAAUCACUGGUUUAUGAGAUUCUUUACGACGGUGUUUACAAAAUAAAAGACCUUCCUUACGCUGUUGAUAAAAUGCUUCAUGACAAAAUUCCAUCUAAUCAUAUUGAGUACUUUAUGUCUGAAAAUGUAGAACGUAGAAAGAAACAAAAGGAUAGAGCAAAAAUUUUCAUAGAAACGAUUAGUGAUGACGAUAAGGAUAAAAAUAAUAAUGCUGUGGCUUUGAAAUGCAAACAUCAUACCGAGGAUCUCGAAAGGGGCAGCCUUUUGAAGGAAUCGCUGAGCAUUUUUGUGUUCAACCGUAGUUUAAUUCAGCUUGAAAAUGUUUGUAUAAAUUGUUUGAACGUGAAUAGCGCUAAAGACUUGCUCGAUAAUGGUAUUACACCCUUCCCAUAUAAAGUAGCAAAGGCUUUAGAUCCUGAUAUUUAUCGUAAUAUUGAAUUUGAUGUAUGGAGUGAACUAAGAAGAGAGUUUCGUUAUGGAGCUAGAUAUUCCGAUGGUACCACUUUACAAGUAGGUGUAAAAUGUCUUUGCAAGCUGCAAUCUGAUCAGUCGGUACCAUACCACUGUCAUAUCCAAGAGAUGAGCCCGGAAGGUGGGCCUUGUCUCGUAUUCAUUGAAGAGUUGGGAGAGAAACGUGUCGUGGGCUAUGACCAAUUGGAACCAUUGCCAAUCGAGGAGAUACGUCCCUGGGCCCCGCCUUACCGUUUCUCACGUACUAGCUCCCAGUUCUUGUCUCUCAGCCAAAUGUUGCAACAAUUAGGUAAUAUAACUAGAAAACAAGGGAUUAAAGGAAGGAAUAAGAAAGGAGAUGAUAUGAAGAGUAUGGAGAAAAAUUCAAUGAAGAAUAAUGAAAAACUUGAACCUCAACCCCCAUAUAUAAACCACGCCGUUGACUAUUCAGCGUAUCAUCACAUGGAUUUCUUUAAUUUUGAACCUAUGCCUGUUGAAGUGGAAGCACUGCCCCUGAUGGUGGACUGUCGGCCGGCGGCGGGCGCUCCGCCCCACGAGAUGCAGCCCCACAACGGAGCUCCCCAUGAUAACCACCAAGGUGCAGGCAGCGGCGCCGGCGACAUGGCGGGGCCGGGCGGCGCGUCGCCCGCCGCGCGCGCCUCCACGCCCGCGCCCGCCCAGCCGCCCCCGCAUGCCGCGCUGCCCGCAUACGCAGGUGGUAUGAACCAGUGCGGGGCAGUGCCGUGCGGCAUGGGCGGGCCGCCGCUGCCGCCGAUGCCGGGCAUGCCGUUCGUGGGCGGCGUGGGGGCCGUAGGGGGCGUCGGGGGCGUGGGCGUGGGCGGCGUAGGGGGCGUGGGCGGGUACUGCGCGCCCUACUGCAAGCAGGUGAUGUGGUACUCGCCGCAGGGCCACGUGCCGCCGCCGCCGCCGCCCGGAGUCAACAUCAACGCGGGCCGCAGCCUCCAGCACAACGGAUCUGAUCUGCCAAUGAACGGUACCGAAUAUGAUAUGGUAACGCUGCGUUACUAUUACAACUUGGGCGUGGAGUGCAUGUGGGCGGCGUACGGCUGCCCGCCGCAGCUGCCGCAGCCCCCGCAGCCCCCGCAGCCCCCGCGACAGUACUCGGCACGGGAUAUAACACAGGAGAUGCAGCAGGUGUCGCUGCAGGAGCGCGCGGCCGAGGGCAACCACAAAUAUAAGAGCCCGCCCAACGACAAGCAGCCGCUCAACAACCAGGGCAAGGGCAACGGACAAAGACCUCUAUUAGGACCUAGGUUCAAGCGCGGUGGUAACCACCAGGACGGUGGCAACCAGAACAACCAUAACCAGAACAAGGGCCAUAACAAUAUGCCCAAUAAGGGAUCCAAUAAUCGUUACUAUUUCAGUCGUAACUCUCACAACGAGCGCGGCGGCGCGCCGCAGCUGUACGGCGGCGGCGGCGGGGCGGAGGGCGAGUGCGUGCUGGAGCCGCCGCUGCUCACCGUGCCCUACUGCCAGUACCCGCCGCCGCUCUACCCGCUGCCCUACUACCCCAUGGAGGACCCAGCGAUGAUGGGCAUGAUGGGCGGCAUGGGAUACGUGGGAUAUGACGAGGGGUUGGAGUACGGACCCCCCGUGCAGCACUACUACGCCGCGCCGCACUACCCGCCGCCCCCCGCGCUGGCCGCCGCUCCCGCCGCGCCUCCUGCGCCUCUGCCGCACCACCUCGCCCCGCACCCACCACACGCCCCCCACCAGCACCCCCCGCCGCCCCACCACCAACACCACGCCGAACACAAGUAGACUGACAUCCCCGCGACAAUUGAACGAUAUGCAAACGACUACGGUAAUGUUGAAACGGUAUAUGAACGACUACGGCAAUGUUGAAACGGUAUCCAAAAGACCACGGCAAUGUUGGAACGGUAUAUGAACGACUACGGCAAUGUUGAAACGGUAUCCAAAAGACCACGGCAAUGUUGAAACGGUAUACGGACGAUUAAGGCAAUGUUGGAACGAUGUUUAAUAGACGGUAUGUUUAAACAAUAUCUAAAAGACCCAUAGUGUUGUUAAAACAGUAUCUAAAUGGCUACGGAAAUUUUAAACUAACCCUAACUUACGCAUAAACGGAUAUGUUUAAUAGAAAUCUCUUUGAAUCUCACUACACUAUGUUGUAGAAAAUUGCCGCUCUUGAUAUUGUCACACGUUAUUACCUAGUGCACUAUUUAUUUAAAUGUAUAGUAUCGAUAUAUUUAUAGUUUUCAUCUAUUUUCUAUACUUUGGACUAUAUUUCUGUUUAAUUACUAUUUGUACUGCAGUUUCCCUUCUGCCCACCUCCCUGACAUCGCAGCGUAAAGAAAUACUUUGGUAGUUAAAACAACCAUUCGUUUUUAAUUUUUAUAUUGGCAGCUACAUCAAUAGUUAAAACGUGCUUCUCUUUACCUGUCUACCUAUUAUCUUCAUUUGCUGUGUAAUAUAAGUGAAAACAGUGAAAGCCUACGUUAUAACAUUGCUAGGAAUGUCUGACAACGAUGCUCAACGAAUACGGUAUACGAUUACUAGGUGUAGAUAUAUAAUCUAUAGACGGAAAAAAGUCAAAAAAGACCUCCAUAGGUCUAUUUUUUACAAUAAAUGACAUUUCAAAAAAUUAGACGGUAUUCAUUGUAUGGAUCUUUUCUAUAGAUUAUAUAUCUACGCUAUAAGGAUGUUUUUAUGCUAUGUGCAAAUUAUUUACAGAGUCAAUUAAAUUUUAUGCUCAAAUUUUUGUAACAAAUCUUUGAUUUUUUAUUUUUUGAGGUUACGUUUUUUCUGUAUACAACGGUGUAGUCUCUGUCUACACCAAAACGGUAGACUUGUUGCACAUAGCAUAAAUUAAACGUUUUUUUUUAUGUAGAAUCGGGAAAUAAUUAAUAAUGCAAUUGAUUUGCACUUCAACCUUUACUGAGCUGUUUUUUUUUCAUUAUUUUGCGAUCCGCGACUGAUUUUUUUGCAUUUUUUUGGUUAAAAUAUUAGAGUAUAGAAUUAACAAGUAAGAUUUCCAUUAUUCCUAAAUGUUUACAAAUGUAGAAAUAUUGAUGUCAAAAAAUGUCUAAAAAUGACAAAAGUAAGUUGUAAACGUUUUUUUUGCAAUUCACUUUUGUCAUAAAAAAUAAAAAAAAAUGAUUGUUGUUGUAAAAUUAUUGUGUAAUGGCAACAUAUAUGCCAUUUUAAAGAUAUUAAAUGUGCGUAGUUAAAGGGUCGAAAGUGAUUUUAAUGGACCAAGGAAAAGGUACAGUCCUUCAAUAAUUAUGUAGUUUUCCCCUAAAAAGCGCAUUUUAUUUGCUUUAACUUCAGAUGCAUAAAAAUUGCAAAUUUCAUGUAAAUUCUCUGUAAUAAACCACUUUGCUCAAAAUUUUAUUCCACAUAUCGAAAUUUAAGGAAAUAUUAAAAAAAUAUCUAUACAUUUUUUAGAUAAAUAGAGACGUUUUCGUUAAAAACUCCAUCUAUAACACUUGUGUUGACAAACAUUGAAAUAAAAUAGAUAUGUCUAAAUGUCCAGAUUACACUAUUCCAGUCCAGCGAUCGAAAUCAGUGUUGGAUUGUAUUCCAGGAAAUAUGAACACGCUUCACUUUACAUCUGGAAAUGUUAACACACUGAACAUUAUAACUGAAAAUGUGAACACACUUUAUAUUACAUCUGGAAAUGUGAACGCACCCUAACAAUUACAACUAAAAAUGCAAAUACAUAGUAAA
Papilio polytes (common Mormon) is the source of this 4849-nucleotide messenger RNA. RefSeq names its product protein ovarian tumor locus-like (gene otu). Gene Ontology annotation, molecular function: cysteine-type deubiquitinase activity. Bases 212 to 2923 code for a protein of 903 amino acids. Gene Ontology annotation, biological process: protein deubiquitination. Lineage: Eukaryota; Metazoa; Arthropoda; Insecta; Lepidoptera; Papilionidae. The transcript is spliced from 15 exons. The record is from RefSeq and is a predicted model, not a curated record.